This is a messenger RNA of Sphaeroforma arctica JP610, 636 nucleotides long. RefSeq lists its product as hypothetical. The transcript is spliced from 3 exons. Lineage: Eukaryota; Ichthyosporea; Ichthyophonida. The annotation marks the transcript as partial. The record is from RefSeq and is a predicted model, not a curated record.
GUACUGCCUGAAAAGAAUUGGUUAUGGAAACUAGCCACGGAACCUAUCCUUUUGGAUUUUGUAGAGCGGCAUCUAGGGCCGAAUUUGGUUCUGUACUCCACACAGUUAGCUUAUAAACCGCCUGGUGGUGGUAGAGACGAUGGGGAACGUUGUCGUACACUCUGGAUUCCGCUAGAUGACAUAUCCGAUACCAGCGGCGGCUUAGAAGUGAUCCCUGGGCUACAUAAGCGUGGCCGUGUCAAGAAGUACAAACGUGUGACAGUCGAGAGCUACGACAGCGCAGUCUUCAACCUCAAGCACAGCGUCUUUGAGAUUGAUUUGAGCCUGUAUGGUAGUGAUGCUGGGACCCAACGCGAGUUGGAAGACGGAGAGCGUAGUAAGAAAAGAACCCGCAUCUCACAAAGAGAAUCGCCGAGCAGCGACGGCCAAGGCUUGAAGGUCACUUUCGCUGAGAGUGCGCUGCUGUGCCAGAGCGUACUGUGCCGCAUGCCAGCUGGGAGUCUGGAGGUUCACCACCCAACGCUGCCCCACCGAUCUGUACCAAAUAAAUCGGCAAACCACCGGCGUGUCAUCAUCAUGCGGUGUGUUUCUGUGCCCAAGAAAUGCAAUUCGUUGGUGUUUGUUUUAGACAUAUGA